Molecule: messenger RNA, 5085 nt
Organism: Pecten maximus
Lineage: Eukaryota; Metazoa; Mollusca; Bivalvia; Pectinida; Pectinidae
Product: tartrate-resistant acid phosphatase type 5-like
Exons: 7
Coding region: 23-1006 (327 amino acids)
Biological process (GO): bone resorption
Molecular function (GO): ferric iron binding; acid phosphatase activity; ferrous iron binding
Source: RefSeq, a predicted model, not a curated record
UCACUAGUCACAUGAUAACAACAUGGAGACAGAAAGAACAGGAUGGCUAGUGUUUAUUUUUCUAUUCGCGAGUAUCCAGAAGUGCUCCGCAGUUAACAGUACCCGGCUUUUGAUACUGGGAGACUGGGGAGGUACGGACACAAUACCAUAUAAAACGACGGUAGAAGUCAACAUAGCCAAACAGAUGGGUGUUCUGGCAGACACGUACGCACCGCAGAACAUCCUUGCCCUUGGAGACAAUUUCUAUUUUGAUGGAGUUAAGAACAUCAUGGACAAACGUUUCAAACAAACCUAUGAAGAUGUAUUCACAAGCCAGUCGUUGAUGAUUCCAUGGCAUCUGAUCGCUGGAAACCAUGACCACAACGGAAACGUGUCUGCUCAAAUCGCAUAUUCAAACAUCAACAAGCGAUGGAAUUUUCCCAACUUCUACUACAAGAUGUCGCUGGCUGUCCCAGGUGGCGCUACUAUGGACAUCAUCAUGAUAGAUACGGUACUGCUUUGUGGAAAUACCGGCCUAGACCAAGACGGGGCUCAGCCAACGGGACCGAGUGAUGUCAAAAUGGCAGAUAGUCAAUGGGUCUGGAUCGGCAACAUGCUGCAGUUAAGCAAAGCAGAUUACUUAUUAGUGGCGGGACACUAUCCGGUGUAUUCCAUAGCAGAGCAUGGACCAACAGAUUGUUUGGUGAAACAACUUUUACCGCUAUUACAGAAAUAUCGCGUGACAGCCUACCUCAGUGGCCAUGACCAUAACUUACAGCACCUAGAAGCAGUUACAGGUGGAUUUACCCUUGACAUGUUUGUGGUCGGCGCUGCCAAUUUCGUGGAUACAAGUACCAAACAUAAACAGUCUGUCCCAAAUGGUUCAUCUAAGUUCAUGUGGGCAAAAUUAGUUGACUUUGGUGGAUUUGCUUAUAUUGAAACCGUCAAAAACAACAUGACAUUUACCUUUGUAGAUGGUCGAGGUUAUUCAGUUUAUCAAAAAGUACUUUUCCCAAGAAAAAAAUAAGGAAUUCGGUAUUAUGCAUAUGAAUGUGCAUCAAAGAUUUUACAUCUUUGUGUAAAGUGAAUGUCUGUUAGAGAAUUGUUUGAUAUUUAUGUAAAUUAACUAGUAGCAAAUGUUAAAUGUUGUAAACUGCAGAAUUACAACUCCAGUAUAACGCGAAGUGACAUAAUAACAUCCAAAACGUGGCAGUUCUAUAGCCAAAAGGUGUCCGUAUACCACCCCGCUGUUAGACAUUUUGUGAUGAAGCGACACUAGAGAAGACUAAUCGCAGAUUGUAUGUGUAAUCAAAACGUCACACAAUGAUCAGCAAUUUCAACUAUAUGAGGAUGUAACAUGUAUCUAGAUUCAUGACACUGUGAAAGUCAUUCACAUUUUUCUUUAGUUUCACUAGUUCAAGAUUCCAUCGUCGACCCCGAGGGUAUGAUUGCUCAACCCUCAGGGCACGUAAUGUCAACACUACUAUGACGUCUAGGUUGCAAUGAAGUCACAGCAGCAUUGUAAUGCAUUGAUGUAUAACAAAUAGUAUAUAAUAACCAACCAGUAACCAGUAUAUAUAAACCAACAAGUGAAGCACAAAAUGAUCAAGACAAGGGGGUCGCAAAUAAAGACGGGGUCGCAAAAGUAAGAUUAUUAUGCUGCCACAUGCAAAGUGAUAAGUACAUAAUGUUAAUACCGGGUUUAUAUAGCAUUAUAUUACUAUUCGUGUUGUCAUUAGAUUGACAAUUAUUCCAACAAAUUGACCCUGAAUUGACAAGCUGGUAUGACGGGAAAUAAUUAAUCUUUUCCUGGCAGAGAAAAAUUCAUCCCGAAAUCUGGUACUCUUAAAUGGAUAACCCCUUGCAGAAGAUGAUAUAUUUCUCUGUCACAUUCUCAAGAUAGGGGAGGCUCGGGUUGGGAAUUCUCUGUCUCAUCCUAAGGAUAGGGGACGCUCGUGAAGUUAUCUGACAUAUUCUCAAGAUAGGAACAGAUUUUAUACAUCUUAUUAUAAACCAGUAUUGGUCAACGAUCAUUCUUAACAUUGUGAUAAUAUUACCUACUUAAGACACUGUGAUAGAAUUGUCUAAUCAUUCCAUGUCAUUGCUGUUAUGAACAUAUAUAUAUUAACAUGCAUUCAAUUGUAUUUGAAAAAUUGAUUUGAAUAUGUUAAAUGUUCGGUUUGUGACUAUGCAAUUUAACCUGUAUUUUUAGGAGCUUAUUAAUAUUGAUAUGAAGAAAACAAUAUAUUAGCUUUGCGUUGCGUGUUAUUCUUGUCCUACCAUACCGGCUAUACUUGUCCUUUUUCAGGUCUGAUUUCGUUUGAUUCGUUGUCUUUGUUUGCUUUGUGAACGAGUAUAAAUGGUAACAUCCUUGUGUAAUCACUUGACCCGUAUAAAUUAGUGUUGACACCCAUAGAAAAAGCAGACCAGGUUUUCCGGUAGAGUCAGUCCAGGUCUUCCAGUAGAGAACAACUAAAUUUUCCAUUAGAGUAAGACCAGGUUUUCCGGUAUAGUAAGGCCAUGUCUUCCAGUAGAAUUUGACUAGGUUUACCGGUAGAGUAAGACUAGGUUUUCCGGUAGAGUAAGACUAGGUUUUCCGGUACAGUAAGACUAGGUUUUCCGGUAGAGUAAGACUAGGUUUUCCGGUAGAGUAAGACUAGGUUUUCCGGUAGAGUAUGACUAGGUUUUCCGGUAGAGUAAGACUAGGUUUUCCGGUAGAGUAAGGCUAGGUUUUCCGGUAGAGUAUGACUAGGUUUACCGGUAGAGUAUGACUAGGUUUACCGGUAGAGUAAGACUAGGUUUUCCGGUAGAGUUUGACUAGGUUUUCCGGUAGAGUAAGACUAGGUUUUCCGGUAGAUAAUGACUAGGUUUUCCGGUAGAGUAAGGCUAGGUUUUCCGGUAGAGUAUGACUAGGUUUACCGGUAGAGUAUGACUAGGUUUUCCGGUAGAGUAAGACUAGGUUUUCCGGUAGAGUAAGACUAUGUCUUCCGGUAGAGUAAGACUAGGUUUUUCGGUAGAUUAAGACUAGGUUUUCCGGUAGAGUAUGACUAGGUUUUCCGGUAGAGUAUGACUAGGUUUUCCGGUAGAGUAAGACUAGGUCUUCCGGUAGAGUAAGACUAGGUUUUCCGGUAGAGUAAGACUAGGUUUUCCGGUAGAGUAAGACUAGGUUUUCCGGUAGAUAAUGACUAGGUUUUCCGGUAGAUUAAGACUAGGUUUUCCGGUAGAGUAAGACUAGGUUUUCCGGUAGAGUAAGACUAGGUUUUCCGGUAGAAUAAGACUAGGUUUUCCGGUAGAUAAUGACUAGGUUUACCGGUAGAGUAAGACUAGGUUUUCCGGUAGAGUAAGACUAGGUUUUCCGGUAGAGUAAGACUAGGUUUUCCGGUAGAGUAAGGCUAGGUUUUCCGGUAGAGUAAGACUAGGUUUUCCGGUAGAGUAAGACUAGGUUUUCCGGUAGAGUAUGACUAGGUUUUUCGGUAGAGUAAGGCUAGGUUUUCCGGUAGAGUAAGACUAGGUUUUCCGGUAGAUAAUAACUAGGUUUUCCGGUAGAGUAAGGCUAGGUUUUCCGGUAGAGUAAGACUAGGUUUUCCGGUAGAGUAAGACAAUGUCUUCCGGUAGAAUAUGACUAGAUUUUUCGGUAGAGUAAGACUAGGUUUUUCGGUAGAGUAAGACUAGGUUUUCCGGUAGAGUAAGACUAGGUUUUCCGGUAGAGUAAGACUAGGUUUUCCGGUAGAUAAUGACUAGGUUUACCGGUAGAGUAAGACUAGGUUUUCCGGUAGAGUAAGACUAGGUUUACCGGUAGAGUAAGACUAGGUUUUCCGGUAAGACUAGGUCUUCCGGUAGAUAAUGACUAGGUUUUCCGGUAGAGUAAGACAAUGUCUUCCGGUAGAAUAUGACUAGAUUUUUCGGUAGAGUAAGACUAGGUUUUUCGGUAGAGUAAGGCUAGGUUUUUCGGUAGAGUAAGGCCUGGUCUUCCGGUAGAGUAAGGGCUGUUCUUCGGGUAGUGUAUGACUAGGUUUUCCGGUAGAUAAUAACUAGGUUUUCCGGUAGAGUUUGACUAGGAUUUCCAGUAGAGUAAGACCUGUUAUUUCGUUAGAAUAAGGCCAGGUCUUCCGGUAGAGUUAGGUAUUGCCUGCCAUACAAGUACUAAUCAAAUCUAGUGUACGCCACCUUCUAAAAGUAAGAGCUAAGAUGGUGACAAUUUACGUUUGUAUUCAUAAUAAUUAUGUGAGCUUUGUGAAACAUCGCCUGGUCUAUUCUUAAACAGUCUGGCAUUUCGUUCCUUAGUGUUUUGAACUCAAUAAUCAGGAUUGAAAAUUUAGGUCAUUGUCUGCACAACAGCUAUUUUCAUUUAAGGCCGGCCUCCCCUCUUUGCAAGAUGCGUGCGUGUAAUGUAUGUGUGCGUUUUGGGAAACUGCGGUAUAUUCGUGUUUGACUCCUUGUGAUAGUGCAAAACUAAUGUCAAUUCCAUAGUGCUAUCUCACGAUCCCUGAAGGACACUGCCGAAGACACCCAGAUGAAUAUGUCGACCGGUCACAUUAUAACAUUAUACUAAAAACUGGUGAAUCAGUCGACCCACUCCAAAAAUGCUCGGAGAUAAACUAGAAAUAAACUAAAAUUUAGUCGCCACUUCCGAUCAUUCAAAGGGGUACGAUUUUUACGUCCUGGGUAAAGAAGUUUUUUUUAAAAGGAUGAUAUAAGCUAAGGGGCCAUUUUUAAAGUUAGACAUCAAUCUGAUUUUUUCGCAGCUUAGGACAUACGGGUAAACUACUGACAUAUACCAAUAAUUAUAAUUUGCUGCCAUAAUAGGGAUGGGAUAUCAUAAUCGUGAGCGCUGAAAUUUGGAGAUCAUCGUGGUCAGAAAAGUUAGAAAAGUCUGAUUCUUGGAGACAAGUACCACUUGUGAUGAGUUAUCACACUCUACAUUACAUUUGCUAUUGACAAGUUAUUGAAAACCAUUGAUAGUAUUUUCAGAAAGCUCGUUUUCGAAAAACUUUGUAUCCUUGUUCAUGACAGGCGUAUUGUGAAAUUGUUGUUAUGCUAUCAAUAUCAAAACGAUAUAAUUUUGGUUAAUUAUUGAUUAAGUCCAAAUACAAAAUACAACUUGUU